This is a messenger RNA of Kogia breviceps (pygmy sperm whale), 3271 nucleotides long. Lineage: Eukaryota; Metazoa; Chordata; Mammalia; Artiodactyla; Physeteridae. The record is from RefSeq and is a predicted model, not a curated record.
CAGGAGCCGCACCUCGGACAGCAGCAGCGGCGGCCGCGGAAGGGUCCGUGUGGCUCCCGGUGGUGGCGGCGGCGGCUGUGGGGACCUGCGUGAGAGAGUGGUACCCGACGCGGAGACCGCGGGCGGAGGUUCCGCGCGGCCGGACCCGACACUCAACGACUGGACCCGGGGAUCCACCGGGGAACAAGCGGCAGAAGAGCGACUCGGUAACAAGUGGAGAGGAAGCGGCGGCGGCGACGCCGGGCCCGGGGUGGUGACAGCAGGUCUGAGGUGCACCGUAAAUACAAAAGACUGAAGUUAUAAAAGAGAAAAAAAAAAGAUUGCUGCUGAAAUGAGUCUGAGCAAUACAGUAUAUUUUGUGCCAUACACAAAAAGUUAUUGAGGAAAGGAUAUUGAAAUCUCCAACUACAAUUGUGGAUUUGUCUAUUUCUCCUUGCAGGUACUGAAAUUUUACCCCCCCCUCCCCCGCAAAUAUUUGUCAAUGAGAGAGAAAGCUGACUGGGAUAUCAAAAGCAAAGUGCUUGCACAUACUGGUCAUCAUGCGGAAAGGGGUGCCAAGGGACCCAGAGAUUGCUGAUCUGUUCUACAAAGAUGAUCCUGAAGAGCUUUUUAUUGGUUUACAUGAAAUUGGACAUGGAAGUUUUGGAGCAGUUUAUUUUGCCACAAAUGCUCACACCAAUGAGGUGGUGGCAGUUAAGAAAAUGUCCUAUAGUGGGAAGCAGGCACAUGAGAAAUGGCAAGAUAUUCUUAAGGAGGUCAAAUUUUUACGACAAUUGAAGCAUCCUAAUACUAUUGAAUACAAAGGUUGUUACUUGAAAGAGCACACCGCUUGGUUGGUGAUGGAAUAUUGCUUAGGCUCAGCCUCUGAUUUGUUAGAAGUUCAUAAAAAACCACUUCAGGAAGUGGAGAUCGCUGCCAUUACUCACGGUGCCUUGCAGGGGCUGGCCUACCUACAUUCUCAUGCAUUGAUUCAUAGGGAUAUUAAAGCAGGAAAUAUUCUUCUAACAGAGCCAGGUCAGGUGAAACUAGCUGAUUUUGGAUCUGCCUCAAUGGCUUCUCCUGCCAACUCCUUCGUGGGCACACCUUACUGGAUGGCUCCAGAGGUGAUCUUAGCUAUGGAUGAAGGACAGUAUGAUGGGAAAGUUGAUAUUUGGUCACUUGGGAUCACUUGUAUUGAAAUGGCGGAACGGAAGCCCCCUCUUUUCAACAUGAAUGCAAUGAGUGCCUUAUAUCACAUUGCCCAGAACGACUCCCCCACAUUACAGUCUAAGGAAUGGACAGACUCCUUUAGGAGAUUUGUUGAUUACUGCUUGCAGAAAAUGCCUCAGGAAAGGCCAACAUCAGUGGAACUAUUACGGCAUGACUUUGUUCGACGAGACCGGCCACUACGUGUCCUAAUUGACCUCAUACAGAGGACAAAAGAUGCUGUUCGUGAGCUAGAUAACCUACAGUACCGGAAAAUGAAAAAAAUCCUUUUCCAAGAGACACGAAAUGGACCCUUGAAUGAGUCACAGGAAGAUGAAGAAGACAGCGAACAUGGAACCAGCCUGAGCAGGGAAUUGGACAGCCUGGGCAGCAACCAUUCCAUCCCAAGCAUGUCUGUGAGCACAGGCAGCCAGAGCAGCAGUGUGAACAGCAUGCAGGAGGUCAUGGAUGAUAGCAGCUCGGAACUUGUCAUGAUGCAUGAUGACGAAAGCCCAGUAAAUUCCAGUUCCUCUGUUGUGCACAGGAAGGAUCAUGUAUUCAUAAGGGAUGAGGCGGGCCACGGCGAUCCCAGGCCUGAGCCGCGGCCUACCCAGUCAGUUCAGAGCCAGGCCCUCCACUACCGGAACAGAGAGCGCUUUGCCACGAUCAAAUCAGCAUCUUUGGUUACACGACAGAUCCAUGAGCAUGAGCAGGAGAACGAGUUGCGGGAACAGAUGUCAGGUUAUAAGCGGAUGCGGCGCCAGCACCAGAAGCAGCUGAUCGCCCUGGAGAAUAAGCUGAAGGCUGAGAUGGACGAGCACCGCCUCAAGCUACAGAAGGAGGUGGAGACACAUGCCAACAACUCGUCCAUCGAGCUGGAGAAGCUGGCCAAGAAGCAAGUGGCUAUCAUAGAAAAGGAGGCAAAGGUAGCUGCAGCAGAUGAGAAGAAGUUCCAGCAACAGAUCUUGGCCCAGCAGAAGAAAGACUUGACAACUUUCUUAGAAAGUCAGAAGAAGCAAUAUAAGAUUUGUAAGGAAAAAAUAAAAGAGGAGAUGAAUGAGGACCAUAGCACACCCAAGAAAGAAAAGCAGGAGCGGAUAUCCAAGCAUAAAGAGAACUUGCAGCACACACAGGCUGAAGAGGAAGCCCACCUUCUCACUCAGCAGAGACUGUACUACGAUAAAAACUGUCGUUUCUUCAAGAGGAAGAUAAUGAUCAAGCGGCACGAGGUGGAGCAGCAGAACAUUCGGGAGGAACUAAAUAAAAAGAGGACGCAGAAGGAGAUGGAGCAUGCCAUGCUGAUCCGGCACGACGAGUCCACCCGAGAGCUCGAGUACAGGCAGCUGCACACAUUACAGAAACUCCGCAUGGAUCUGAUCCGGCUACAGCACCAGACUGAACUGGAAAACCAGCUGGAGUACAAUAAGAGGCGAGAAAGGGAACUGCACAGAAAGCAUGUCAUGGAACUUCGGCAACAGCCAAAAAACUUAAAGGCCAUGGAAAUGCAAAUUAAAAAACAGUUUCAGGACACUUGCAAAGUACAGACCAAACAGUAUAAAGCACUCAAGAAUCACCAGUUGGAAGUUACUCCAAAGAAUGAGCACAAAACAAUCUUAAAGACACUGAAAGAUGAGCAGACGAGAAAACUUGCCAUUUUGGCAGAGCAGUAUGAACAGAGUAUAAAUGAAAUGAUGGCCUCUCAAGCGUUACGGCUAGAUGAGGCUCAAGAAGCAGAAUGCCAGGCCUUGAGGCUACAGCUCCAACAAGAAAUGGAGCUGCUCAAUGCCUACCAGAGCAAAAUCAAGAUGCAGACAGAGGCACAACAUGAACGUGAGCUCCAGAAGCUAGAGCAGAGGGUGUCUCUGCGCAGAGCACAUCUUGAGCAGAAGAUUGAAGAAGAGCUGGCUGCCCUUCAGAAGGAACGCAGCGAGAGAAUAAAGUACCUAUUGGAAAGGCAAGAGCGAGAGAUUGAAACUUUUGACAUGGAGAGCCUCAGAAUGGGAUUUGGGAAUUUGGUUACAUUAGAUUUUCCUAAGGAGGACUAUAGAUGAGAUUAAAUUUUUUUGCCAUUUACAAAAAAAAAAAA